Messenger RNA from Salarias fasciatus (jewelled blenny), 4152 nucleotides. It is a transcript of the gene e2f1, whose product is annotated as E2F transcription factor 1. Lineage: Eukaryota; Metazoa; Chordata; Actinopteri; Blenniiformes; Blenniidae. Gene Ontology annotation, biological process: regulation of transcription by RNA polymerase II. The record is from RefSeq and is a predicted model, not a curated record. The transcript is spliced from 7 exons. Gene Ontology annotation, molecular function: protein dimerization activity; DNA-binding transcription factor activity, RNA polymerase II-specific; RNA polymerase II cis-regulatory region sequence-specific DNA binding. Gene Ontology annotation, cellular component: Rb-E2F complex. The coding region runs from base 944 to 2308 and encodes 454 amino acids.
UUAGAUGUGGAUCAGCUGGGACAAUAACAACAAUAUCGGCGGAUAACUGGGUCGCGACGUGGCUGUUCUGGAUGGACCGCGCCCGGGGGAGAGCAGUGAAGAAGUAGCGGCCGCUGGACUGAAGGAUGUGCGGGGAUUUCACCGCUUUCUGUGCUUUCGUUUCCAGUUUUUUCGGACUGCUUCCUGCGUGCCCCAACAAACCGAGGGGAUUGAAAACAGCGGCUAAUGCCUCCGCUAGCAUGCUAAUCUGCCCUAUAUCUCCACAUCUGAUUGAAUCCGUGUGUUUAUCGCUGAACUGACGCUCCUAUUGAAAGAUAUUCUCUUGAGGAGACUCUAGAAUCACGUCGAUGCCGUUCGAGAUGUGUGGAUUUUAUCCUGAUAGCUUACUUUUGUAAGCUGCCAUAAAGUUUUAACCACGUAUGAAAAGAGAUUUCUGCCCCACAGAAAGAUGAGUAUUCCAGGUUUCCAGUGGUGAUCUGGUGGAUUCGGGCUUCCUUGUCAUUUUUUGGGGUCGUUCGCUAGCUGUUAGCAGCCCUGUAGAGGCUGUGUGCAUUGUGCAGGCUGUGCAUAGGCCUUGCCUGACUGGACUGACAGCACACACCAAAACAAAAGAUUAGCUCGCUCCUGUGCUAGCCUGCUAACCUCCAGAUUUUCUUUUUCCACCUCUGUAUGGUUUACGGUUGUUCCCCCCGACAGACUCGGCCUCCAUAUUUAGACUUAGUGUGCACUUAGCACGAUGAGUUUAUUUGCUGGAUUUCCUGUUUGACAGAACAUCCUGUUGUUGGGUUAUAUUCUUACUUGCAGUUGUUUCUGCACAACCGGGCAGAAUGGGAACAUUUUAAGAAAUGCUAUUGAACUUCUGCUGGCAUAGCUUCAGGAUUUUCCAUAUUAGUGAGUGUUGCCUCCCUUUGUGACCCUCCCCGAAGUCCAGUGUCACACUGCCAUGUCAGAGGCUCUGAUCACAGGCCACACGUCAGAGGAUCUGUUGGCAGACUUUGAGACUCUGCUGAACUCUGGGAGCAUUGACUUGGGCGAGGACCACCAGAUAGUGAUCAUCACCAGCCCCAGCAAUGAGGGCCUCCACCCGGCAGCCGCCCCGAGCAGCACUGGGGAGAUCCUGCUGUUCGCCACGCCACAGGGCCCCGUGGACGUGGGGGUCCAGGACAAGAGACGGCCGGUGCUUGGGAGACCUCCGGUAAAGAGAAAGUUGGACCUGGACAGUGAUCAUCAGUAUGUUAGCACCACUCGACCGUCCACAGGCCAGGCGCCUCCCUCCACUCCUGCCCCUCCCAGAGUCCCUCGAAUCACUGCGGAGAAGUCCCGUUACGACACGUCCCUCAACCUGACCACCAAGCGCUUCCUGGACCUGCUGUCCCAGUCGGCCGACGGCGUGGUGGACCUGAACUGGGCCUCGCAGGUGCUGGACGUCCAGAAGAGACGCAUCUACGACAUCACCAACGUCCUGGAGGGCAUCCAUCUCAUCUCCAAGAAGUCCAAGAACCACAUCCAGUGGCUUGGUAACCGGAUCGAUGCGGCGCAGGUGUCCCGAUAUAAGGAGCUGCAGAGGGAGGUGUGUGACCUCACCAAGGCCGAGGAGCAGCUGGACGAACUCAUUUCGAAAUGCAACCUGCAGCUCCAGCUGCUCACAGAGGACUCGCACAACAAGAAGCUGGGCUACGUGCGCUGCCAGGACCUGAGGCAGUCCUUCGAUUCCCCGGACCAGCUGGUCAUGGUGAUCCGAGCUCCUCCGGAGACCCAGAUGCAGGUUUCAGAACCCAGCGAGGGUUACCAGGUGUCGCUGAAGAGCACGCAGGGCCCGAUCGACGUCUUCCUCUGCCCGGAGGACAGCUCUGGGGUCUGCAGCCCGGUGACCGGGGCCAGCCCCUCCAAACCCAGCGCAGACCCUUCUCUUGUCGUCCCGCCUCAAUCGAGCGACCAGUCGCAAACCAGAACCUGCUCGACGGCCGUGGAGGUGGGUUUGUCUUCGCCGGCUUCCACGUCGUCCACGGUGACGGCAGCGUCGCAGCAGGAGCCUUCGUCGCUGGCGUUGAGUGGUGACACGGACUCGCUCCUGGGAGGAGGAGACCCCUUCUCCAGCAUGGCGGACCUCCCGGACUUCGACCUGUCCCCACUGUCCUCCUCGGACUUCCUGAACGGCGAGGGUUUCCCCCUCCCGCUGGACGGCUUCAUCAACCUGUCCCCCCCGCACAGCCACGACUACCACUUCGGCCUGGAGGACCACGAAGGCAUCAGCGAACUGUUUGACUGCGACUUCGGGGACCUGUCGCAGGUCCUGGGCGAGGGCUAGACCAGGAAUUCAGGACCGAGGGGUGGAAACGAAGCGCUUAAUGGACUAAUAUUUGGGAUGUGGGAAAAUUUGUGCCCCCCCCUCCAAAUCCCCCUAUUCCUCUCCAACCGCAAAAUCCCCGACAUUUCCCCAGAGUUGUACAGCACAUCUUUAGCACCUCUUCUUUUGGCCAUAAAAUAUUUAGACCAAGACUUUAGCUUUGGCAUAGCUAUUUAAAUUAUUUAUAUGAAUGUUAUUUUGAUAUUUGCAGAGGGCUCUUUGUCGUGUUUUUUACAUGUGGAUUGUGCAGGUGUAUUUGUGUGUGUGUGUGUGUGUAGUGUUUGGACUCAUUGGGCUGAUUUCCUUAACACUGACUCAUGCUCUUAAAACUGAUUCAGGAUCAGUCAAACAGAUUCGGAGUCCAGCUUUUCCCAAAAGCAUCGAACAAGCCGAAAAACUGGAUUCUGUGUCGUCCCGACAGCCUGCGGCGGCAUUCCGGAGCCCCGACUCGACUUGCACAAAUUCCGAAGACUCAGUAAAUCAUAAUCACUGACCUGCAGUCAGCGGGUUCCAAGUAAAUGUCAAAAAGAAUGAAAACUGGAAGUUUGCUUAAAGAGGACUAGUUAUGCUCAGCCUGAGGCUCCAGAGCGGGGCGAGAUAAUCUCCCUCCAGUCCAGGCUUUUCUCCACACCAUGAAUCUACGGACAUGAAAUUUGUAGAAAUCUCAUUCAUCCAAACACGUCUUUAUUUUUAACUGUCUACAAACAAUUUAUUCCUAUCAUAGUUUGGAUUCAGAGUCACUGCACGUAAUUCGACACCAGCCAGAUAGCCUGUGUAAUUUGACACCAGCAUCCUUGUCAGUGCUUUGUAAUCUUUCUGCAGAUGUUGAAACUGUCUUUCGACUCAUUGCUGCUUGUAAUUUAGCACCAGCCUUGUUGGUGCUUGUAAUUCGACACCGGCCUCAAUAAUGCUUGUAAUUUGACACCAGCUUCGUAGAUGCCCCCAAUUGGCCUCCAGGGUCAGUUUUGCUUCUAAUUUAGCACUUAAUUGGUCAGUGCUUGUAAUUUGGCCCCAGCCUUGCUGAUGCUUGUAAUUUUGCACCAGCUUCAUCUGGUGCCGGUAAUUUGCCUCCAGACUCAGUAUUAAUAAUUGUACAUCCUCCAAUUGGUGGAUGGCACUUGUAAUUUGACAUUGCCUCAUUUAUCACCGCUCUGAUCCUUGUAAUUUGCCCCCAGCAUCAUUUCAUGCUCAUCUUCGCAGUACCUGUAAUUUGGCACCUGCUUCAUUAGUCCAUUUAAGGAAAUGGACAAUUUUUGAUCACACAAACACUUUGUCAUUGUUUGACUGAAACACCCAGGAGAGCCUAACUCGUCCCCUUUAUGUGAUUUUAUUUUAUUUUAUUUUUGUUAAGAGCACUUUUCAAAUUGUCCAGUAAUUUUUCGUCUCGUGACCUGUGACCCCGGAGCCGCUCAGGAGUCCAGUUUGAAGGCGAAACACGUCUGAUGUGUUCAGGAAAGCCUGGCGAGUCUCAGGUGUUCGGAGAACAGAGAGAAAUGUUUCAUGUAGGUUUGGAAUCUAAAUGUUUUCAGCAAAUUUUACAGCAGUGGGAGUAGAAGAGGACCCUCAAACCCCCCCCCCCCCCCUUCAGUAAAUGACUGCAGUAAAUGCACUUCGAAUAAUUUCCCAAGCUUCAUGUUUAAUCUCCACUUCAGUGUAAAUCAGGUAAAAGGUCUUCAUCUUCAUCCUCCUCCAUCACAUCCUUGUUUCUUUCGUCUGGAUUUAGGCAGCAAUAAUCAUUUUUCUUUCAUGCAUGUGUUAAAAAUCUGUGUUUUAAGUUAAGCUAACAUUAUAAUUGCAUUCCUUGA